Molecule: messenger RNA, 1728 nt
Organism: Dipodomys spectabilis (banner-tailed kangaroo rat)
Lineage: Eukaryota; Metazoa; Chordata; Mammalia; Rodentia; Heteromyidae
Gene: Ptges3
Product: prostaglandin E synthase 3
Exons: 8
Coding region: 352-834 (160 amino acids)
Biological process (GO): protein folding; telomerase holoenzyme complex assembly; prostaglandin biosynthetic process
Cellular component (GO): nucleus; cytosol
Molecular function (GO): protein-folding chaperone binding; prostaglandin-E synthase activity; Hsp90 protein binding
Source: RefSeq, a predicted model, not a curated record
CGCGCGGCGGCAAGGCCCGGGCAUUUUGCUGCGUCACCAGCCGCCGCCCGGCCUCACCACCCCUAGCUCGCACGCACGCACGUUCAUUCUCCGUCCUCGCGCCCCUUUUCCUACACUUUCCUCUCCUCUUCGACUGAGGAGCCGCUCUCGCGCGCGGUGCAUUCUGGGAAUCGAGGUCGAUCCCGCCGCCGCCGCCGCCGCCGCCACCGCUGCCUUCGCCUGAGGGGAGCGAGAAGAGGCCGCGACCCGAGAGAAAACGCCGGAGUCGCCACCGGAGAGGAGUCGGCUCCACUGCCGCCGCCGCUAGAGAGGCCCGCCCACCCGUUCGCCCGUCCCCCUGCCCCAUUCACCAUGCAGCCUGCUUCUGCGAAAUGGUACGAUCGAAGGGACUAUGUCUUCAUUGAAUUUUGUGUUGAAGACAGUAAAGAUGUUAAUGUAAACUUUGAAAAAUCCAAACUUACUUUCAGUUGUCUUGGAGGGAGUGACAAUUUUAAACAUUUAAAUGAAAUUGAUCUUUUUCACUGUAUUGAUCCAAACGAUUCCAAGCAUAAAAGAACAGACAGAUCAAUUUUAUGUUGUUUAAGAAAAGGAGAAUCUGGCCAGUCGUGGCCUAGGUUAACAAAAGAAAGGGCAAAGCUUAAUUGGCUCAGUGUGGAUUUCAAUAAUUGGAAAGACUGGGAAGAUGAUUCAGACGAAGACAUGUCUAAUUUUGAUCGUUUCUCUGAGAUGAUGAACAACAUGGGUGGUGAUGAGGAUGUAGAUUUACCAGAAGUGGAUGGAGCAGAUGAUGAUUCACAAGACAGUGAUGAUGAAAAAAUGCCGGAUCUGGAAUAAGGAGUAUUGUCAUCACCUGGAUUUUGAGAAAGAAAAUUUCUCUGCAAGAUUUCAUAAUUGAGAAAAUUCCUGAGUUGAUAGCUCUAAAGGCAGAUGCUGUAUUUGCCUCUUUAACCCAUUUUUCAACCUGUUUGAUUUUUUUAAAAAGGCUUCACUAAGGGUUGAUAAUGUACCAUUGUAUGGGGCAACUUUAAGUCAGCUAAGGCAAUAUAUCCUUGUGCAUGAACAUUUCCCAGAUUUCAUGAAGCUGUUGAGGUCCAUCUAGGCAAUUGCUCACAGCAAUUGUGAUAAAUAAAAUAUUUCACCUAAGUCUCCCUUUACUCAUAACUUAGCUACUGACAAGAUAGGAAGUUUUCAACUUAGAGAAAGAUGAAUAAAUUUUAAAUUCCCAGAACAUGGAUUCAAAAGUGACUGAAACAAAUUGGCUGACACCUUAAACAUAAACCGUGUCAUUUCUCUGGUGUAUCCUUCAAGAUUGUUUCACUAAAGUUUAUUUUUCGAAAAAAAUUACUUCACAUUAUCGCAUAUAAAUUAUUACUUUGUCAGUGUUCCAGAUGUAUCUUAGCUAAAACUAGUGAAUGCCCUAAAUUAGAUGGUUUUUGAAGCCUAUACAUUUGGUAUUGUUUGACCCUUAAGCUUUUACAUCUCUUAGCAUGGAGGACAAAGAAAGCUGUACAUUGUUGCUUGAGAGUAUGUACAUUUUAGACCAGAUUGUAUUUGCACUGUCAGUAUGGCAAAUGAGUGAGAAAAUGUUAAUACACUAUUGGGUUUUUUUAAUUUUUUUUUUUUUUUUGAUUCAGCUUAUAACUGGGCUGAAAAACCUCAAUUUAUGUUCAUGACAGUGGGGAUUUUUUUAAAUGUCUACAUUCUUUCUAAUAAACUGUUGGAAGAUUU